AGAGGAGGAAGCCCGUAAAUUGUCUGUUUACUUUGCUUUACGUCCACGGGUUGUUGCCGGUAAAACGGGGCAGGGCCAUCGUUCUCUGUCAAGCUAGCCAGAGUUUUACAGAAAGAAAAGCAAUUCUGCCUUCAGAAUAAACGCACCACCGCUGUUUAAAAGACAUUUGGAGUCUUCCGCUGAUGAGCCAUUUAUUUUGAAUGUAUAGUGACCGGGACUUGUAUAUGUAACUCGGAGGUUUGACCCUGUUUUGGCCACAGUGAACGCUUAACGUUAGCUUAAAUAUAAGGCAGAAAGGUAAGCUAACUACAUGUAUGUGAUACUAACAACACAGAAGGAACCGUGGAAUUGAACACAUAUGGAUCCUAACCGCAUAAUCCAGGCUCUGAAAGGGACUAUCGACCCCAAUUUGAGGAUAGCGGCGGAGAAUGAACUCAAUCAGUCGUACAAGAUCAUCAACUUCGCUCCGACGCUGCUUCAGAUCAUUGUGUCGGAGCAGGUGGAGUUCCCUGUUCGUCAGGCAGCGGCCAUCUACUUGAAGAACAUGGUGAGUCAGUACUGGCAGGACAGGGAGCCGUCUCUGGGCGAGGUGGUCUUUCCCUUCAACAUCCACGAGAACGACCGGCAGCAGAUCAGAGACCACAUAGUGGAAGGCAUCAUCCGCUGUCCAGAGUCCAUACGCGCCCAGCUGACCAUGUGUCUGCGAGCCAUCAUCAAGCAUGACUUCCCCGGCCGCUGGACCGCCAUAGUGGACAAGAUUGGCAUGUACCUGCAGUCUCAGAACAGCGGCAGCUGGUACGGCAGCCUGCUGGCUCUCUACCAGCUGGUCAAAACAUACGAGUACAGGAAGGCAGAUGAGAGGGAGCCGUUGCUGGCAGCCAUGCAGAUCUUCAUGCCCAAGAUUCAGCAGCUCAUCAGCCAGCUGCUGCCCGACGCCACCAUCUUCUCUGUCCUCAUCCAGAAACAGAUCCUCAAGAUCUUCCACGCUCUCGUACAGUACUCGCUGCCUCUCCAGCUGAUCAACAACACAGUGAUGACUCAGUGGAUGGAAAUCCUCAGAGCUAUAAUGGACCGAGACGUCCCAGCUGAGACGUUGGAGGUUGAUGAGGACGACCGUCCUGAGCUGGCGUGGUGGAAGUGUAAGAAGUGGGCGUUACGCAUCAUCACCAGACUGUUUGAACGAUAUGGAAGCCCUGGCAAUGUGACAAAGGAGUAUUACGAGUUUGCAGACUUUUUCCUGAAGACAUAUGCAAUGGGCAUACAGCAGGUCCUGCUGAAGGUGUUGGACCAGCACCGACAGAAGCAGUAUGUAACUCCUCGCGUCCUGCAGCAGUGCCUCAACUACCUCAACCAGGGCCUGUCCCACUCACUGACCUGGAAACAGAUGAAGCCACAUAUGCAGACCAUAUGCCAGGAAGUCAUCUUCCCUCUCAUGUGUUACAAAGAUGAGGAUGAGAAGCUCUGGCAGGAAGACCCUUAUGAGUACAUCCGCAUGAAGUUCAACCUCUAUGAUGACCACGCCCUACCAGCCACCGCUGCCCAGAGCGUCCUGUGUAAAGCUGCCCGCAAGAGGAAGGAGGUUCUUCCUCAGAUGAUGGAGUUCUGCCACCAGAUACUAAUGGACCCCUCCGCUGACCCCCGCAGGAAGGACGGGGCACUGCACUGCAUCGGAGCUCUGGCCGAGCUCUUACUGAAGAAGCGGAUGUACAGGGAGCAGAUGGAGCUGAUGCUGCAAAACUAUGUCUUCCCUCUGCUCAACUCUGCUAUGGGUUACCUGCGAGCCAGGUCGUGCUGGGUGCUGCACUGCUUCAGCCCUCUGCGUUUCCACGACGAGCUGGUGCUGAGGAACGCCGUGGAAUUGGUCAAACAGGAUCUGAUCGACGACAAAGAGAUGCCUGUCAAGGUGGAAGCCGCCAUUGCUCUGCAGACACUGGUCAGCAACCAGGAACAAGCCAAGCUGUACAUCAGGCCGUACAUCCGGCCCAUCAUGCAGGAGCUGCUGCACGUGGUGAAAGAGACGGAGAACGACGACCUGACCAACGUCAUUCAGAAGAUGAUCUGCGAGUACAACCAGGAGGUGGCCGCCAUCGCUGUGGACAUGACGCAGAACCUGGCGGAGAUUUUCACCAGGGUCCUUCAGAGUGAGGAGUACGAGGAGAGCGAGGACAAGACCGUCAUGGCCCUGGGCAUCCUCAGCACCAUCGACACCAUCCUCACUGUAAUGGAGGACCACAAGGAGAUCACUCAGCAGCUGGAGGGUAUCUGUUUGCAGGUGAUUGGUCUGGUCUUGCAGAAGCCCAUCAUAGGUAUGGCAGAGUUCUACGAGGAGAUCUUGUCGCUGGCGUUCGGCCUCACCUGUCAGACCAUCUCCCCCCAGAUGUGGCAGCUUCUGGGCGUCUUGUACGAGGUCUUCCAGCACGACUGCUUCGACUACUUCACAGAUAUGAUGCCUCUUUUGCACAACUAUGUUACCGUGGAUACAGACAUGCUCCUGUCCAACCCUAAACACUUAGAGGUCAUCUACAGCAUGUGCAAAAAGGUGCUGACCAUCGAUGCAGGUGAGGACGCAGAGUGUCACGCUGCCAAACUGUUGGAGGUCAUCAUCUUACAGUGCAGAGGCAGAGGCAUCGACCAGUGCAUCCCUCUUUUUGUGGAAGCAGUUUUGGAGCGUUUGAUGCGGGGGGUGAAGUCCAGUGAGCUGAGGACCAUGUGCCUGCAGGUGGCCAUAGCUGCUCUUUACUACAACCCAGCCCUGCUCAUUCACACUCUGGAAAACAUGCACUUCCAGCUCAACCCUCAGCCCAUCACCGCCCACUUCAUCAACCAGUGGAUGAAUGACACAGAGUUCUUCCUGGGGCUCCAUGACCGUAAGAUGUGCAUCAUCGGCCUGAGCGUGCUGAUGGAGCUGCCCAGUCGGCCGGCAGUGCUGGAGGGAGUCGCCGCCCAGAUUGUCCCCUCCAUCCUGCUCCUGUUCCUGGGCCUCAAACACCUCUACGCCUCCCGACUCGUCAACAAACCGGACCUGCUGGCCCAUGCAGGGGCACAGGAAGAAGACCAGAACGAGGAGAUUCCCAGCGAUGAGGAUGAGGUGAACGAGAACCAUAGCGACAUGCAGCAGCAGUCCAGCAUGGCGACGGGCCAGGCCAGUGAGGAUGAUGAUGAAGACGAAGAUGACUACUGGGAUGACGACGGCUUUGAGGGAACCCCCCUGGAGGAAUACAGCACGCCUUUGGACUAUGACAACGGAGAGGACGAGUAUCGCUUCUUCACCUCUGCCCUGCUCCGGGUCCAGAACACUGAUGCAGCCUGGUACCAGUGUUUGACAGCUCCGCUCAGCGACGAACAGAAGAAACAGCUGCAGGAGAUCUACAGCAUCUCACAGCAGAGGAGGAGCACCGCUGCCAAGGGCCAGUGAGCGCCGAGGAGACAAGACAGACUGCAGAAUCAGAGGAGGGGGGGGCAAAGAAGAAAGGAGCUGGUCUGACCUGACCUGAAGUGAAUUUCAGUCUAAUCUGGAUGAAAUCAGUCCAGAUCAGACCAUGUCAGAUUUAUUGGAUCCAACCCAAACCAGGUCCCAGGGUGCCAUCAGAAAUGGAUGGAGGAGCAGGGGCUGAGUCGCCAUUAUAUCAGUUUGGACCUGGUGCACUGUAAAGAGCCCCUACUGGAAUAUUCCUAUGACCAGGACAGGACCUGUGUGUGUGUGUGUGUGUGUGUGUGUGUGUGUGUGUGUGUGUGUGUGUGUGUGUGUGUGUGUGUGUGUGUGUGUGUGUGUGUGUGUGUGUGUGUGUGGACUCCAGAUAAGGCUCUGCAUUAUAAAUAUAAAUGUCCUUGACCAGCAAAAGUAGUUUAAGUUCUUGUACAGUGCAGCGUGUGUGUGUGUGUGUGUGUGUGUGUGUGUGAGAUAUUGAGGAACUGUAAGAAAUAAAACCACAGAAUGUGCGUUUGUCCUAGUCUCUCUGUAGUUUGAACACUUUUUAUCAUCUUAUGAAGCGAGGGCCGACGGGGAGCAGGAAGAGCCCGGUUUCUGUCUGGGUGCCUUGUGUACAGACUGCGGAUGGACGAGAAGGUCAAAGACUUGUGGCCUCCAGCUAUGAUGUCACACAUGAAAUGUGAAAUGGGAGAGGGAUCUCGGGAGAAGCAGUUAUUUGUCUUUCUCUUUGUCCCUGGGUUUUGUUUUUGUAAGGGUUUUCAGAACUAAUUUAAAAAAAAAGAAAUCAUAAAAGUUCAUGUAACAUUUGAGUUGUUAUCCAACCUCCUUUACUCCUUCCUUCCUACCUUUAACUAAACGUCUUUCCUCUGUGUUAAUGCUUACUGGCAAAUGUUAACAGAUGUACUUGCCGAACAUUAGCAUUCAAUUGUGAGAAUGUUAGCAUGGGAAUGUUAGCAUUUAGCUCCAAGGAGCACUGUGCCUAAGUACAGUCUCACAGAGCAACUACUGUGUAAACUCUUGAGUCUUGUUUUUCUUUUUAUAAUGUCAAUUUUUACCAUUACAUUUGGAAUUAAACAACACCGUGCCCUUUACACUCACAGAGAUUAAAAAAUAAAAAACACCAUGUAUGC
Sander lucioperca (pikeperch) is the source of this 4560-nucleotide messenger RNA. It is a transcript of the gene ipo8, whose product is annotated as importin 8. Bases 359 to 3415 code for a protein of 1018 amino acids. The transcript has 25 exons. The record is from RefSeq and is a predicted model, not a curated record. Gene Ontology annotation, cellular component: nuclear envelope; cytosol. Gene Ontology annotation, biological process: protein import into nucleus. Gene Ontology annotation, molecular function: small GTPase binding. NCBI's taxonomy places the organism in Eukaryota, Metazoa, Chordata, Actinopteri, Perciformes, Percidae.